Cydia fagiglandana is the source of this 3889-nucleotide messenger RNA. It is a transcript of the gene PHO, whose product is annotated as transcriptional repressor protein YY1-like. The coding region runs from base 284 to 1447 and encodes 387 amino acids. The record is from RefSeq and is a predicted model, not a curated record. Gene Ontology annotation, biological process: regulation of transcription by RNA polymerase II. Gene Ontology annotation, cellular component: PcG protein complex; transcription regulator complex; chromatin. NCBI's taxonomy places the organism in Eukaryota, Metazoa, Arthropoda, Insecta, Lepidoptera, Tortricidae. Gene Ontology annotation, molecular function: RNA polymerase II cis-regulatory region sequence-specific DNA binding; DNA-binding transcription factor activity, RNA polymerase II-specific. The transcript is spliced from 13 exons.
UUUAUCUUUUCGCCAUUGCUCGGGCGGCGUCCAUUUUGUACGCCAUAUUGAAUUUGGUCGGACAUCUUUGACGCCAUGUUUAGUCGGACAUAUUUUAUAAACAUUUUCGCGUAAAUUUCAAAUAUUUUUGAGCCUAAAUAUCGAACUUUUUUUCACUGAAGUCUGGGGGAUAGAUAGGGGCGAAGAUUACUCGGAAAAAUUCCGUACCUACGCAGCAGUCCAAAUUUGUCUCCAAGUGGCCGUGCAGCUUUUGUUAUAAGAUAAAUAAAGGGCGCGGUUCACCAUGAUGAACCAGGAGAUCAUGUGUGAGGUGGAGAUAGGCACGCACGGCGGCAUAGAGAUAGAUGGCGACGAUCAGGUCGGCGUCAAGUAUGAAGAAAUAGAAGCCGGCCAGUAUGAAGAGUAUAUAACUGACGAUCAGUAUGAGGAGGUGGAGGAACAGGUGAUCAGCAUGCAUCACCUGGAGGAAGUCGGCAGCGAGGAGGUGAUCCUGCCGGGGAUGUCCGGGGAGGAGGUCCUGGCUGCCAGCGACUCUUACGAUCCGGUGUAUGCUACUCCGCCUUCCACUAGCAAUAAUAACAGAGGUCGCGGCAGGCCCGCGGUCAAAGCCAACAAUACAAACAAUGUUCAUCAUCUUAUGCCUAUUGGCGAAGUGCCCAUGGGCCUCAUGGAGGGCGUCAGCGGAGGCCGAGGGACGGCGCGGCGCUGGGAGCAGAAGCAGGUGCAGAUCAAGACCAUGGAGGGAGAGUUCAGCGUCACCAUGUGGGCCACGGGGGAGGAUGACGAUGACGGUUCCAACCCCGAGCCAGAUCCCGACUACACGGAGUACAUGACCGGCAAGAAGACAAUACUGGGCAACGAGACAAUGCCAGGUUUAGACUUAUCAGACCCCAAGCAGUUGGCGGAGUUCGCACGGCCCGGCCACAAGAUCAGGCUAAAGAAACCCUCCCCCGAAUCAUCGGACAGAACUAUAGCGUGUCCACACAAAGGCUGCACGAAAAUGUUCAGAGACAACUCGGCGAUGAGGAAGCAUCUGCACACGCACGGGCCGCGCGUACACGUGUGCGCGGAGUGUGGUAAAGCGUUUGUAGAAAGUUCAAAGCUAAAAAGGCACCAGCUGGUGCACACCGGGGAGAAACCGUUCCAGUGCACCUUCGAGGGCUGCGGGAAGAGGUUCUCACUCGAUUUUAAUUUAAGAACACACGUUCGGAUCCACACGGGCGACCGGCCCUACGUGUGUCCGUUCGACGGCUGCAACAAAAAGUUCGCGCAGAGCACCAACCUCAAGUCACACAUACUCACACACGCGAAGGCCAAAUCAAGAAACUCGCUAUCUCGCAACGGCGGCGGUUCGUACGAGUCGGCGCGAACGACGCCCCAGUUCGUGCAACUCGAGAUGUCUCCUGACGACUCCAACCACCAGCUCAUCUUCUACACUCACGAGUGAACAUUGUGAAACGGUGUCAUGAGUGAACUGAACGGUGUCAUAAGUGAGUUUAGUGGACAACCAUCACUCAUGCCAUAGAGAAAUAUAGUAAGACAAGUGUGCUCACUCCAUACAUCAAUUUUGGUACCAAAAAGAAUAUUAUUUUCAUAGUUGACAUAAACAUUGAGUAGCAGAAUUAUCAGCGCGGCUCAACAACAUAAGACUUUCCAGUCGGUGCUACUAUUGUCACUUGACAGUACUACUACUGCUACUUAAAGUAGUGAUAAUUUCGCUACUCGAUGCUAGAUGUCGACUAUGAAAAUAAUAGUCUUUUUGGUACCAAGACUGAUGUAUGUAGUGAGCAAUCUAUGUAUUUUUUUUUCUCUAUGACAUUGUGAAACGGUGUCAUUGAAACGGUGUCAUGAGUGAACUUAGAGUGGACCAUCACUCAUGCGUAGUGAACAAAGUGACUGGUGAAGUGAAUUGAACUCAAUGCGAGUCAAUGUGGAGUGAUAGUGAAUGUAGGUUGAAGAUAGUGAAAUGUUGAGGGGAAAGUCUGAGGAUAGUGAAUUUGCAAGAACUGCAAGAUAUCAGUGUUUGUAAAGUUGUCAUGGAACAGUUAAAAACUGGACAAGUGCGAGUCGGAGUCGCCCACUGAGGGUUCCGUACUUUUAUUUAAAUACCUAAAGAUACAAAGCCACAAGGUAUUACUGGACCAUGUUAACUUUACAAGCUUAUGUCGCAAAAGGUACACCUAUGUCAGAAUGGUACCUUUUGUUCGAAACAGUCACAUGAAGUUAGAAAAUUAUGACAAAUUUGAGACCAAGUCCCCGGGAAAGUUGGUAUGAAUUUUGCAAAUCAUUGCAAGUGUGAUAAAAUAAAAAACUAAAUAGUAUAUAGACUAUGGAAUGAAGGGAGUUUUUACACUACAAUUACUUAGUUUUAUGAAGUAAAUAAACAUUGGAUUUAAACAGUUUAAACCAAAGUUUCAAAUAGAUUAAAAUUUAAUUUCUGUAAGCAUAUAAUUCUGAUAUGUUUCCGUAGCUUUUAAGGUGCUGGGAUGACUUCUAGAACGGGGUGUUUUUGAGAACCGGAAAUAUACAGUAGAAUCACUGUAUUUUAAUAUCAUACCAAGACAGGGCCAAAGUAUUGUGCUAUUCAAUUAGUAGCUAGAUAUUUUAUUAUUGUUUUAUGUUAUUUCUAGUCAGAAUAAUGAGCUAUUUCGAUCCUUACAGCAGAAAAGGAGUGUUUCAUUCUGUUACUAUUUUUUAACAAAUUUGUAACGGAAUGGCAAGAUCGAGAAAUAUUAAGAAAUUUUGGGACACUUCUCCUAAGAUCGAAAGAGCUCUUAAUUCAGACUAGAAAUAUCAACAUUUCCGAAAUUUAAACUAAAUGGCCCUUUUUACAAAAACUACCCUGUAUCUGAACUUGUCCCAACGCACCUCGGCUUGAUCUCAUAUUAUUUUACUGUUGAUCAUCAUUUACUCUGAUCUAUUUGUGACGUUCCAUGGAAAAGGUACCUUAUGGCGGGUGGCGCUUACGUCGCAAAGCGCCGCAACAAUAUUGGAGCGGUGUUAAUAAUAGCGUAAGCGCCAACCGCCAUAAGGUACCUUUACCCGUGGGACGUCACAUUUGUCCUUAACUUUUAUCAAUUAUAUUGUAAUCACCAUAGAGUCAGAAAGGGUGAUAUUCCACCUGUCAAAUAUUUGAUCAAAAGUGCAUUGCGUCUCACUCUCACUUUAAGCAAAAAUGUGAGACGCAAAGCACAUUUGAUCAAACAUCGGACAGGUGGAACACCACCUUAAGCUAACUUUGCAUUGAUUUGGACAGAACAAAGUGAGGCAGUGUCAUUAAAAACGUCAUAUUUUCGUAGAAAUAUGACAUUGACACACUUUGACAUUACAAAUGCCAUGCAGAGUUAGAUUGGUCUUACUCUAUUUUAUUAUUGGUGCUAUAAUUAUUUGAUUAGAGUAUAAUGAUGGUUUCAAUAAAAUAUUAAUUUGAUCAUGAUCAGAUAGGGUAAUUCGUCAAUUACUGGCCACUUAUUGAACAUUAAGGGUGGCCAGUUAUUAUACUGGCCACCCUAAACUAAAUAUGAAUUCUAUUCGCCCAUAAACAAAAUUCAUUUUAGUAUAAGGUGGCUUGUUAUUAAAGGGUGGCCAGUUAUUCAAACACUAAAAAGAAUUCUGUUUAUAUAGGUGAAUAGAAUCAAUCAUUAUUAAACGGUGGCCAGUAAUUAAUGAUUUAUCCUACAUAUUUCUCAUACAAAAACCUAUCUUUAUCAAAUCUAGUGAAAGAUUAUUCUUGUAUUUUAUAACUAUAUCGAGGUCCUACUUUUUACGAAUAAAAAUAGAAAUAAAUUUUGUCUUCUAAUCAACUACUUAAUCUUAUAGGGUUAUUCUGACUAGUUAACAUCUGAGAUUAUUUUUCUCACGUGUCACCAUUGGUAAUAAAUGAGAUAAA